UGGUCUGUCUGUCUUUCGCAUCCUGCGGCACGGUGAUGGCGUGAGAAGGGCGCGCUGACUCGGGCCGUGUGUCUGUGCAGGCGGCGGCCGGGAACGAUGGUGCCCGUCAGGGAGAGCAGUGAUGGCCCCAUGCUGCUGGACCCGCCCCAGGGGCCCCUGCACGUGGCCCGCGCCCGCGCUUCGUUCCCCUGGAAGGAGCUGGUGCUGUUCUGGGAGGGCGAGGACAUCCUGCGCUACAAGAAAACCAUCUUCUCAGCUCUGGAGAACGACCCCCUCUUCGCCCAUCGCCGUGGCAGCUGGCUCUCUGUGGAGAAGUACCAGGAGCUGAACUUCCUGCGCUGUAAGAGGAUCUUCGAGUACGACUUCCUCCCCAUGGGGGACGUGCUGGGCAGCCUGCCGAAGGUCCUGGCGCUGAUCGAAUGCCUGGGCAUGUACGACUGGUCCCUGGCCUCCAAGUUCUUCCUGCACGUGCUGACUUUUGGAUUCGCGAUUUACAGCUCCGGUUCCGAACAACACUUCAGAUACCUUCCGAAGGUCUUGAGUAUGGAGAUUUUUGGAUGUUUUGCUCUGACGGAAGUGAGUCAUGGGAGUAACACCAAGGGCAUGCGGACAACCGCUCACUACGACCCCACCACCCAGGAAUUCAUCAUCCAUUCCCCCGAUUUCGAAGCCGCCAAGUUCUGGGUUGGCAACAUGGGCAAGACUGCUACCCACGCAGUGGUGUUUGCUCAGCUGUACACGCCGGGGGGCCGGUGUCACGGGCUGCACCCCUUUCUCGUGCAGAUUCGGGACCCGAAGACCCUUCUUCCCAUGCCAGGAGUGAUGGUCGGCGACAUUGGGAAGAAGCUGGGGCAGAACGGCCUGGACAACGGGUUCGCCAUGUUCCAUAAGGUCAGGAUUCCGCGCCGGGACCUGCUGAACCGCUCGGGAGACGUCACCCCUGAGGGCGCCUACAUCACCCACGUCAAGGACGCGGGGCAGCACUUCAGCAAGUCCCUGGGCAGCCUGGCGUUCGGCCGGGUCGCCAUCGUGGCCAUGUCCGUCGUGAACCUGAAGCUGGCCGUGUCCAUCGCUCUGCGCUUCUCAGCCACCAGGCGUCAGUUUGGGCCGACCGAUGGGGAGGAAGUCCCGGUGCUGGAGUACCCGAUGCAG
Molecule: messenger RNA, 1152 nt
Organism: Odocoileus virginianus texanus
Lineage: Eukaryota; Metazoa; Chordata; Mammalia; Artiodactyla; Cervidae
Source: RefSeq, a predicted model, not a curated record